AUGUCCCCGCAUAGCAGUGCUCCAUCUGACCACUUUCCUUUAUGGGACACAAUUGCACAGUCCAAGCGAGCAGCUCGCGAUGCAGCAAUUCCCUCGGUAUGGCAACUGCGACCUGACCAAAUCCCAGAUGAUCAGCUAGAUGUCACUGGAGUUCCUGCAGACUGCGGUAUCUUGACAGAUAAGGAAGUAGAAAUUACGGAAACAGACGCGACCGUCUUGGUGCAGAAGCUUGUCAAUCGAGACUACAGCUCACACGAAGUAGGCGGCCUAGCCCUUGACUCAUAUCUCUACCAGGUCAACUGCCUCAGCGAAAUAUUCUUCGACCGCGCGCUUGAAGCUGCUGAACACCUAGACACUGAAUAUGCGGCAUCCGGGAUCCCAAGCGGCCCUCUCCAUGGUCUCCCCAUCUCACUGAAAGACUGUUUCAAAGUUGAGGGCACCGACGCAACGAUUGGCUAUACCGCUUUUGCGAAUCAGCCGACAGCAGAAGAAGAUGAAUCAGAGGUCACAAAGAUCCUGCGAGACAGCGGUGCUGUCUUGUACUGCAAGACAAAUGUCCCAAUUGCCCUCAUGUCGGGUGAGACACAUAAUGCUAUUUAUGGCUAUACCUCCAACCCCUAUAAUAGAAACAUGUCCAGCGGUGGUUCGUCGGGUGGUGAGAGUGCGUUGCUUGCGCUGAAAGGAGCUCCUCUGGGUGUUGGUACGGAUGUUGGCGGGUCUGUCCGUAUACCGGCCUCAUUUUGUGGCUUGUACUCGCUGAAGCCAUCUUUUGGUCGCUUCCCUACGUACGGCAUCCAAGACGGUCUUAAGGGCCAGGAGGCAGUACGAAAUGCAAUUGGUCCUAUGGCCAAGUCAUUGGAUGGAGUUGAGAUCUGGAGCAAGGCUGUUUUGAAAAGCGAACCGUGGAUGAAUGGCGACCCGGAUUGUCUGCCCAUCCCGUGGCGCGACGUUCAGGUUCCAAAGAAGCUAUGCUUCGGCCUUCUGCUCGAUGAUGGGAUUGUCAAACCUCUGCCCCCUGUCACCCGAGGGUUACUUCUAACAAAAGCAGCCCUUGAGGCUGCGGGACAUACAGUUAUUGAGUUCCGGAUAAUUGAUGAACUCAGUGAGGAGCCGCUGUUCCUCGACACUCUAAAGCAUGUCUUGUAUCGCUCUGCUACCGCCGAGUUGAUCGGUGGAACCCUAAGAAAAACGAAUGAACCAUGGCCUCGGGGUUACGAGUUGCUCGCCGAUAUGCUCGGCCAUUCCAGUAAUGGCGAAUUAUCCGCAAAUGAUCCUGCCACGGUAUCCGACCUCUGGAAAGCACAGACACAGCGGACCAAAUUUGCCAAAGGUAUCUUGCAGUCAUGGGCAGCUACUAAAAUAAGGACCGAGACAGGCAGGGAGAUGGAUGCUUUGCUGAUGCCAUGUAGCCCGUGGCCGGCGUCUCCGAAGCAUGGAUUCAUCUACGACAACUAUACUAGCCUUUGGAACGUUCUAGACUACUGCGCGACCACGCUACCAGUAACUAAGGUCUCGUCGGUCGAGGAUUUAAGGCCAGAAUACAAGGGACGAAACGAGCUAGAGGCUCAGGUUUGGGAGAACUAUUCGCCCGAGCAUAUGAUUGGAUGCCCCGUGGCUGUACAGCUUGUCGGUCGGCGGUUGAACGAGGAAUAUAUUUUAGGAGUGACUAGAGCAUGCGAUGCUGCUUUGCGUGAUGCAGCUUGGGUUUCAUCAUAG
This is a messenger RNA of Penicillium riverlandense, 1716 nucleotides long. RefSeq lists its product as uncharacterized. The record is from RefSeq and is a predicted model, not a curated record. The transcript has 8 exons. Bases 1 to 1716 code for a protein of 571 amino acids. NCBI's taxonomy places the organism in Eukaryota, Fungi, Ascomycota, Eurotiomycetes, Eurotiales, Aspergillaceae.